Messenger RNA from Propithecus coquereli (Coquerel's sifaka), 1207 nucleotides. It is a transcript of the gene BPNT1, whose product is annotated as 3'(2'), 5'-bisphosphate nucleotidase 1. The transcript is spliced from 9 exons. NCBI's taxonomy places the organism in Eukaryota, Metazoa, Chordata, Mammalia, Primates, Indriidae. The record is from RefSeq and is a predicted model, not a curated record. Gene Ontology annotation, biological process: phosphatidylinositol phosphate biosynthetic process. Bases 90 to 1016 code for a protein of 308 amino acids. Gene Ontology annotation, molecular function: 3'(2'),5'-bisphosphate nucleotidase activity.
GCUCCGAGGGACCUGUGUCUUGAUAGCGCGUUUUUAAUUACCCCCGAAGUGUCUUUGGUCCGUUGUUCCAGGUUUCUCACGGGCUGAUCAUGGCUUCCAGGCACACCGUGUUGAUGCGGUUGGUAGCCUCAGCAUAUUCUAUUGCUCAAAAGGCAGGAAUGAUAGUCAGACGUGUUAUUGCUGAAGGAGACCUGGGUAUCGUGGAGAAGACCUGUGCAACAGACCUGCAGACCAAAGCAGAUCGAUUGGUACAGAUGAGCAUAUGCUCCUCACUGGCACGGAAAUUCCCCAAACUAACAAUUAUAGGGGAAGAGGAUCUGCCUUCUGAGGAAGUGGAUCAAGAGCUGAUCGAAGAUGGCCAGUGGGAGGAAAUACUGAAGCAACCAUGCCCAUCACAGUACAGUAAUAUUAAAGAGGAAGAUCUUGUGGUCUGGGUUGAUCCUCUUGAUGGUACUAAGGAAUAUACUGAAGGUCUUCUUGACAAUGUAACAGUUCUUAUUGGAAUUGCUUACGAAGGAAAAGCCAUAGCAGGAAUUAUUAACCAGCCAUAUUACAACUACCAGGCAGGACCAGAUGCUGUGCUGGGGAGGACCAUCUGGGGAGUUUUAGGUUUAGGUGCCUUUGGGUUUCAACUGAGAGAAGUCCCGGUUGGGAAACACAUUAUCACAACCACCCGAUCCCACAGCAACAAGUUGGUAACUGAUUGUGUUACCGCCAUGAACCCUGACGACGUGCUGCGAGUGGGAGGAGCAGGAAAUAAGAUUAUUCAGCUGAUUGAAGGCAAAGCCUCUGCUUAUGUAUUUGCCAGUCCUGGAUGUAAGAAGUGGGAUACUUGUGCUCCAGAAGUUAUUUUACAUGCUGUGGGAGGCAAGUUAACGGAUAUCCAUGGGAAUGCCCUUCAGUACAACAAGGAGGUGAAGCAUAUGAACUCGGCAGGGGUCCUUGCCACACUGAGGAAUUACGACUACUAUGCAAGCCGAGUUCCAGAAUCUGUUAAAAAGGCACUUGUUCCUUAAAGGAAAGUUUCAUUUACUUAACUAGAAGGACUUGUUCUUAAAAUAAUAUAUAUUAAAACUCAUUGGAUGGAAUUAGAACUCCACCUUCAUUCAUUGUUGAUCAGUGACUUAUAUUUAAUUACUGUACUUAGGACUAGAAAACAGAAUUAAAGAAUUUAAGUUGAUGAAUGAAUCAACCAGACCAAUUUUGA